GGAGGAGGAGGAGGAGGAGGAGGAGGAGGAGGGAGGAAACGAACAGUUAGUUAGCUACUGAUCCAGGUACGGAUGGAUGCCACGGCCUAGCAUUACACUGCUUGCCGUCGUGACACUGGCCCAGCACUUGUUUUGUUGCUCAACCAUGGGCGGCUGCUAUCUCCUACAUGAGCUCGUUGGAAAUGCUCCCCCAGACCCCAAACCGCCAUGCUUCAUGAUCGUUCCGUCGCAUUGCCACGCCCACUGUGUUGGUGAUCAACAUUACCGAUACCCUUCUCGAGAGUCCACGCCGGUUGGAGUCCUUUUUUGGGCAAAUUGAGCCAUGCUUCGCCCAUCUCACCUAUAGUGCUGUCUGUACCUUACUUGACGCCACCAAAGCAUCCGUACUACGUUCACUAUUCGCCGCUAUUCUCCGGUCCCAUGCCCACUUCUCCCUCCCCUGCACUUUUGACCCUCGUCUGUCUGCACUUUGACCCUCCUCUGCACAAGUGGAUCCGGAACCAACAGAGAGACCAUCCCUCAUCCAGAAGCUUGCAGGGAGUCCCGGACGAUGCCUGGGGGGUGUGGCCCAGCUCAGCACUAGGUAAUAUGUACUAUGUAUACGGGCGACGCAUCGUUGCAGUCGGCGGAGACGGGGGACGGCACUCUUUGGGGUAUGGG
Messenger RNA from Colletotrichum navitas, 660 nucleotides. RefSeq lists its product as uncharacterized. Lineage: Eukaryota; Fungi; Ascomycota; Sordariomycetes; Glomerellales; Glomerellaceae. The transcript has a single exon. The record is from RefSeq and is a predicted model, not a curated record. Bases 77 to 319 code for a protein of 80 amino acids.